This is a messenger RNA of Encephalitozoon cuniculi GB-M1, 5994 nucleotides long. RefSeq lists its product as uncharacterized. NCBI's taxonomy places the organism in Eukaryota, Fungi, Microsporidia, Unikaryonidae. Gene Ontology annotation, molecular function: U2 snRNA binding; U1 snRNA binding; U5 snRNA binding. Gene Ontology annotation, biological process: mRNA splicing, via spliceosome; spliceosomal tri-snRNP complex assembly. Gene Ontology annotation, cellular component: U5 snRNP; catalytic step 2 spliceosome. The record is from RefSeq and is marked provisional. The transcript has a single exon. Bases 1 to 5994 code for a protein of 1997 amino acids.
AUGCCACCCAACAUUAGAAAGGAAAGAAUGCCACCGGAGCACCUCCGAAGGAUAGUAAGGACAUCAAGAGACAUGCACCCAUCCUUUAUGGGAGCGAUGAGGUACAUGCCACAUGCGCUGCACAACCUCCUGAGAUCGAUGCCCAUGCCGUGGGAGUCCAUUAGAUAUGUGGACGUCGUGUACCAUGUCUCUGGGCUGAUCACGUUUGUUGCUGAGAAGAGAAGAGAGGAUGCAGACGAGUACAAAAGAAGAUGGAGUCGUGUGAGUGCGAGCUUCUCCUCGGAGACUCAGAAGAGGGGACUUGUGCGUAUCCUGAGAUAUCCUGUGUUCGAUGACGACGACCCGGUGGUAGAUUAUGGAAGCAUAAUCGGCUUACCUGUUCCAACUGCCGUUGAGUGUGAAGGAAGUGAGGAGUGCAGGGAUGUCUUUUUGGACGAAGACGAGAGGUAUCUGUUCAAUUGUAAAACGUUUUUAAUAAGUAGGCAUCUGGGAGUGCAGCUUGACAAUGGGCCUUAUGUUGGUAAGGGUGCCAAUGAAGAGGUUUGUGUAAUGGAGAGGAAGUUAGGGAGCGAGAGGAUAGCGUAUCCGUAUCUCUACAACAAAAGCACCGAAGUGCGGACUCUGGAGAGAGCUCAUCUGAACCUCAAGAAUUCCUUUGGAAGAAAGAAGGGGAAGGGCAGAGCGGAAAAGAGGAAGAGACAUCCGGCGGACAUCCCGUUGCUCAAGGGAUACUGCCUGCAAGAAAGGGCGGAUGGAGGGCCCAGGGUUGGGAAUCUUCUUAGGAACUACGCAAGGAACAUGCAGAAGAAGACAAGAAAAAGGCCUCCAACACACAUCCUUAAGGAGUUGAAAAACACAAGAUACUUCCAGAGGACUGAGAUUGACUGGGUUGAGGCAGGGCUCCAGCUGGUGUAUCAAGGCCACAGGAUGCUUAGUGAAGUGCUGAGGAGGAAGAAGCUUAGCUACCUUGUUCUUGACUGGAACUUCAACCUGAAGCCCAUUCGACAGCUGACCACGAAGGAAAGAAAGAAAUCGAGGGUUGGGACGUCGUACCAUCUGACGAGAGAGAUGCUCAAGUUCAUCAAGCAUCUUGUGGACAUUCAUGUUUUGUUUAGGCAAGGGCAUAUUGAUUGCUAUGAGCUGAUGGGAAACGUGGGGCACGUGCUCAACAAUGUUGGAGUUCUUACUGGGAUAUACCGGUAUAAGUACAAGUUGAUGAAGCAGAUCAAGCGGUGCAAGUCGUGGAAGAGGCUUUCUGAUUAUGCCCGGACCGAGGGAUGGGGAGAGCAGUGGAGAACAUGGUGCUUCAUGUUUAGGGGACACAUCCCGCUGCUUGGACGAUACAUCUCUGGGCUGGUCACUCGGAUCGCUGAGGGAAGGGAUUACAAUCCGAAGCCCCUGUCGAAACAGCGAAGCGAGAGUGGAUAUGAUGUUGCACUCAAGAGGCAGAUUAUGGCGGAGGCUUCAUCGAUUCUCCAUCCCACGCAGGUAAGAAGGCUUCUCCAGCACUUCGGGGAGGCGUGGAGAUGCUGGAAAGCAAAUGUGCCCUACCACAUUGUGCUUGAGCAUAUCAAGGCGCUGGAGGUCAAAAGAAGCGGCUCUGUGUCACUUGAGCAGAGAGGCCUCCGGGGCACUGCAGAGACUACCACAGUGAGUCUUGAGGCUCUUAAGGCGAUGACAGAUGUGGCUCGGCAGAGUUCCGGAAAUGCAUUUAUAUCUUCUGAGCAGAGUCUAAUUACAUUUUCGGAUGGAUUUGUGUCCAAGAUGGAGGAGAUGAGUCGGAUAGCAGGGGUCGGACAUCUGAAAGAACUUUUCGAGUUGCAAAGGAUAAUAGACAAGUAUGUUCGGCUGAAGUCUGAGUGGUAUGUUGACAGUGCUGUUGGAGUUGGAAAGAAGAGCAAAAAGGAAGAGAAGAAGCGCCUCGGGAAAAUCACGAGGCUGUAUAUGAAGGAGAGGAUGGCGGAGCAGGUGGAGUAUCUGGGUCUUCCGUUCCUCAGGCCUCCAGAAGCCGUUGCCAUCUACAGGCUUUCUGCAGAGUACUUCCGAAGCAAGGGAACUGGAAGGAUACCAUUUCCUGAAAAGAACGAGGAGAGGUUUUUGCAUAUUGCGGUGGACCGGCUCAAGAAGAGCGCGACUGCCGAGGAAUCUGAGUUUCUUGAUAAGGCGCUAGAGGAAUCUGCAGACACCAUUUUCAGGAUAAAGAAGUCGCUGCUUACACAACGAUCAUUCAAGGAGGUUGGAGUUACCCUGAAGAGACAUGGAGAUGGAGCCAUUGAGUGCUACCAUGUUUCGCAUGUAGAAAGGCUUGUGGAUGCCUUUCUCUGUGCAUAUCUGUUCUAUGAAUCUGACCGGCUCAACAUCUUCCCCGAGUUCAUCAAGCCUGGAGAUGAGAUGAACAUGCGGACCCUCAUGGAUUUCUGCGACAAGAUCUCGUCAUUCAAGGCAGCUGAGGACGAGAGGCUUGUGUUGUAUGAAGGGAAGUACGAGGGAAUCAUGAGGAUGGUGGACAACAAUCUUCUCUCGAAGCUGCUAAAGCUUGUCCUAGACCCAGCCCUGGCAGACUACAUCAUAAGCAGAAACAAUUGCAAGGUGGUCUACAAGGAUAUGGUAUAUACAAACCAUGUUGGAUUUAUCAAGGGACUUCAGCUUUCCUCGUUUGUGUACAAGUUUUACUCGUUUAUUGUCGAUCUGUGUGUGCUGGGAGAAGAUGUUUUCAUGGACGAGAAAAGCAGGAUAAAGUGGUAUUUCAGACACAUGGACGACAUUUACAUUGUGUUCCGACUUCAGAGGAAAGAGGAAGACUCUCUACUUGAGGACUAUGGGAGGGAGGCCGAGAGGAUGGAAGAGGCGAUGAAUGAAAGAAGAAGGAACUACUUUGAUGGUGCAUGGAGGGAUGCUUGUGAUGAGGAGUCGGGACCGCUUUUUAGCAAUUACGGGAGAAGAGAGGAGGGGAAGGGUGAGAUUCUAAGGAGAUGCAUCCAUGCAGAGGUUGCAACCAGGAUGCUGCCCUCUCUUGGAAGGAUCAGAUUCAGGGGAUGCAGCAUAUUUCCGUUUGUCAAGUUCUCGAUGGUCGGAGUUGACGUGCUGAUUUCCUCGAAGAAGAUCCAUGAAAGGAGCUCAUGGAGGCUUGGAAACGGAAUGCAUGCAAACCUGGCGGUGAGUGAAGGGGGGAUAGAGAUGUUUGAGAGUAACAUAUCCCACAUUGUGAGCACCAGUGGGUCUGCAACCUUCCUCAAAGUAGCAACAAGAUGGAAUACACAGAUUCUUGCAUUUGUGACAUACUACAGGGAAUGUAUCUGCGAUACCAAGGGGCUAGUGGAGAAGCUCCAGAGGGCUGAGAGACUGAUUGGAAAUGUGGUGAAGAAGGGAAUAAACUCGAAGAUGCCUGUAAGAUUUCCUCCUGUUAUGUUCUAUGCGCCCAAAGAGAUGGGAGGGCUGGGGAUGCUGAGUGUUGGUGGGAUACGGGUUUCGCAUGAGGAUUUUGAAGGCUCUGAGGACGUGAAUGAUAGGAUGAUACCUGCGGCUAUGGACUAUGUUAGCAGGUGGGACUAUGAGUUUGAGGAAUCAAACAGGGUGUGGAAGGAGUAUGGAAGAAGCGGGAAGAUGGAGCCAGACAAAGGGAUUCCACGAAUGAGCACACUCCUCCAGAGAAGCAGAUGGCUACUCUAUGACAGGGGGUUCAGGAUGAUCAGCAUGUUUAGGAUAUAUUCAGGAAAGCCCGAUUGGUUCUGGUUUACAGAUGCAAAGCAUGAUGGAAAGCUAUGGAGCAUGGAGAGAUUUACGCUGGACACGUUGGAGGCUCUUGGGGGCGUUGGAGGGAUUGCGGACCACACGCUGUUUGGAGCAACAUACUUUAGAAGCUUCAGUAAGGUGUUUUGGGAGGACAUGGUUGUCGAGAAGUACAGGAAGCUUACGAACGCACAGAAGAUGGGGCUGAGCCAGAUUCCCAAUAGAAGGUUUAUUCUGUGGUGGUCGCCGACGAUCAACAGGGGAAAUGUGUAUGUCGGGUAUCAGGUCCAGCUGGACCAAACAGGCAUACUCAUGCAUGGAAAGCUACCGACACUGAAGAUCUCGUUUAUCCAGAUUUUCCGGAAUCAGCUAUGGAGAAGAAUCCACGAGAGUGUUGUUGGGGGGCUGUGCGAUGUGUUCAGGAAGUAUUGCGAUGUCAAGAGACUGGAGGUGCACGGGAGAAAGAGUUACAGACUUAGAAGCAGCUGUGCAGAUAUUCUACUAUCUGGAGACUUCUGUGUGGACUCCCCUAUUUCUAUUCUUGAAGAGAGGGACGGGGGCUCUGUGAGGUGUAGCGAGCUCUGGAUUGAUGUCCAGUUGCGGUGGGGAGACUAUGACAAAAGGAAUCCGCACAAGUAUGCAAGGACGAGGUUUGUUGAGUGCACAGCAGAUCCACAAGCUCUGUAUCCUGUGAAGAAUGGGUUUGUGGUGGUCCUUGAUCUGUGCUACAACACGUGGAGCGGAUACGGGAACCUGAACGAAGAGUUGAAGACUGUAUUGAAGAGCUCGAUGGAAAGAAUUGUGGUAGAGGAUGCCAUGCUUCACAUACUGAGAGAGAGGCUCCGAAAGGCACUUCAGCUGUAUACCUCUGAUAUCGAGGUUGUGAGCAACAGCGGAGACCUAUUUACCUCUGGACUCCUUGUCGAUGUCAAGGCCCUACUCAGGAAGGAGAAGACCUUGUUUGUCCUCGACCCUGCAAGCGGGAACUUAUACUUCAAGAGCUAUUCUGGAGAAAGCAAAAAGAUUAGACAGACAAAGGUGUUGGCAGCCCAGGAUGUAUUCCAGCUCGGGGAGGAGCUGAACAAAAGAAGCAUUGUUGUACCUGAGAGUAUGAUAGAUGCCAUGGAGAAUUUUAUCAUAGACCACCCAUCGAUAUCUGUGAGGACGUGUUUAUCGGCUCCUCCGUUUUCGAAUGUGAUGGGGAUUAAGGAGAUUCGGGCAGAGAGGAGUGUCCGGAGCAUUAACUUGUAUGAAGGAUGGGGAGAAACAAGUAGGUUUACUAACUUCUGCAGACUUCUCCUGGUGGUGCAGGGCAUGGAUGUCGACGAGGCAAGGGUCAGAGAGCUUGGGAUCAACGCACUAUGGCCCGGCUUCAGUGACUCUGAAUGGAUCAAGAAGGAGAUCCAGCUGAAGGAUCUUAUAGUUGAUAGAUACUGCAGCAUGCAUGGGAUAGAACCUUCUGGGCUGUCUCAGAGCGAGGUAAGAGACAUAGUGUUUGGCUUCAGAGUGAGCAAAGGACAGGGAGCUACCGUGGAGACUAUAGACACGGGAAUUAGGAACAGCAAAAAGAUGUUGAGUAGACCUGCGAAUGUAUCUUUUGGAUGCAUUGAUGGAUGGAGAAGGAGAUAUGUGAAACUGGAUGGAAUGAUUAGAAGUGGAGAGCUUGAGAAGUGGAUUUCCGAGGUACGGAGGACAGGGCCUCUCGAAGGAGAGACUGCGGAGGAGAACGAGCAUAGUAUCCAACAGAUGCCAAGAAUUCCGCUGAAUCUCAUUGAGGGGUUCAUGAGAUUGGUGGAUCCUCAUGUCCUGACCUUUGGACUAGUGAUUGGGGGAGAUAUUCUCUCGUUUGGAAUGGUUCCUCAGUUUUCAUCGUUGUCUGGAAUCCACUCGUCAUUGUUUGUUCCUGGUGGCGAUAUUGUCGGAGUGGUGGUGAACGGAGACGAUCUAGAGGUUGCAGGCACCUUAUGUGAAAGGUACAAGAUAGUAGAUCCUCUGGCAGUGCUGAUAAGCGAUAGGAUUAGGGUGGUGAAGAAAAGCGGAUGUAACUGGAAUGAAGUGCAUGCAGUACUGGGCAAGGACUUGGGUGUUUUUUAUGUUCCUGAAAUGUGGAACUAUAAUUUUGCAAGGCCAUUCUAUGACGACCGGCUGGAGUAUACAUGGAAAAUAGGGAUGCCGCAUGGAUUCUAUGACGGGUUUUGCAGAGUCGGGCAUUUUUCGAGGUUCUACCAGGACCGGGCUGGCGGCGAGGAAUGGCAGGAGGAUUAA